Messenger RNA from Fonsecaea multimorphosa CBS 102226, 1485 nucleotides. RefSeq lists its product as uncharacterized. Gene Ontology annotation, molecular function: DNA-binding transcription factor activity; transcription cis-regulatory region binding. Lineage: Eukaryota; Fungi; Ascomycota; Eurotiomycetes; Chaetothyriales; Herpotrichiellaceae. Gene Ontology annotation, biological process: positive regulation of transcription by RNA polymerase II. The coding region runs from base 1 to 1485 and encodes 494 amino acids. The transcript has a single exon. The record is from RefSeq and is a predicted model, not a curated record. Gene Ontology annotation, cellular component: nucleus.
AUGGCCAACGUCGUGGUUAAUCAGCUCCAGCUGCCAGCUGCUUCAGAAACGAUCCAACAUGGCUAUCUGCACACAGAUGAUGGGCACUUCUCGUGGCCUUCAAUGCACGCUAGCCCUGACGAGUUGUCCCCAGAUACGCGAUUCCGUGAGCUACAGCAAGAACUCCGCACGAUGCUCUUUGCCGAAGCACCAAGUCUACUGAAUACGAGAGCAUGUUCACCUCUUUCGACCCAGAGCGACGCAGGCAGUGACCAAGUCGGAGAGUAUCCACAAGAAGAGCCCGAUUUUGGGCGUACGUCCAUCUCAAAGUCGAGACUCAUAAAGUACAUGACACAUUGGAUCACGGACAGUGCGCCGUGCUUGGACAAAUUCGACGAGGCCCAGCAUUUCGCGGUGGAAAUCCCCCUGCUAGCCCGACGCUCGCCGGCGUUGCUCUAUGCGAUCCUCGCAUUUUCUGCUCGACACAUGGAGAGGAAACUAGGCGCACAGAAGACUUAUGACAGUCUUGAACUCUAUCAAGAGUCGAUUGCUCUACUAGCCGCCGGGCUGCAGGCGAGAGACGCGAAUAUGGUCGCCGUCGUUUGCAUCCUAGCCUGCCUCGAGCUAAUGUCAGAUAGCUCUUGGGAUUGGAGAAGACACGUCGAGGGCUGUGCCACUUUGCUCAGCCUCUUCAACGUCCAUGGCUUCUGCGGUGGUCUCCUACAAGCCGUCUUCUGGUGUUAUGCUCGUAUGGAUGUCUGCGGUGCGGUUCUUGCCCACGGCUCGGAGAGCACCGUUCUUCACAUAGGCCAGUGGCUGGCGCCUACGAGACUGCUGAUACACCCGCUGGCCCGGCGUGAAGAGAUGGUACGGCAGAUGUUCGGGCAACACAGCGUGAACAGCCCAGACAUGUAUGGAAACUGGGCUAUUUACCUAUGUGCGAAGGUCACCGACCUAAGUUACCGACGAACAAGCUUGCUGGAAUCGGACCAAGCUGAUCAAUACGACACUCGACCCUUUGAAGUCCAGUGGCGUCGGCUCUGGACUGACCUGCAGCAUUGGUACUCUCACAGGCCGCCGUCGAUGCAGCCCGUCAAGGCGACCCCUGGCGACGGCGACGAACUCUUUCCAGACAUUCUCUUCGUGCAUCGCGCCGCCAUCUCAAGCAACCAAUCCUACCAUACAGCUUGCAUCCUGAUGCUUGAGCUCCAUAAACCAAGGACUGAGACGGCCCCGGGAUCCUCGCAAGAUUCGAUCAUUUGGCAUGCACGGAGAGUGUGUGGGAUCUCCCUGACCAACCCACACCGCGGAAACUUGAUCAAUGCGAUUCAGCCGCUGUGCCUGGCUGGCAGGUAUUUUACUCACCUGGACGAACAUCUCGCAGUGGCGCGAUUAUUGAGACUGAUCCACGAAAGUACAGGAUGGGGCUCUCUGGGAAGGAUCAAAGAGCUCGAGAUCCUAUGGGGAUACGAGCCAGGAACGCUCUUGUCAAUACUGCAGGCCUAG